Molecule: messenger RNA, 14877 nt
Organism: Hydractinia symbiolongicarpus
Lineage: Eukaryota; Metazoa; Cnidaria; Hydrozoa; Anthoathecata; Hydractiniidae
Exons: 6
Coding region: 8785-9936 (383 amino acids)
Source: RefSeq, a predicted model, not a curated record
AUGGCAUGCAAUGAAUAAGCUAUGCAGAAAGUUAUCACUCUCCUCAACAGACCAGCUGAUAGCAACGAAUAACAGACAUAGAAUUAGCACCUUAUUUGCUAGUUUAGACUUACCACGACAAGAUAGGGAACUAUUUUUUCUCAUAUGGGCCAUAGUGAGAAGAUCAAUCAGGACAAAUAUCAAGCACCUUUAGCUACUCACAUUAUUACCAAGGUUGGAAAACAUUUGCUUCAAAUAGACUCAGGUAUUUAUGAUAAUUAGUUUUAGGGACUGCUAAUUUUUAAUCUAUUUUCAUCUACUUUAUGUUUUAAAGCUGCUUCUUAUGCGAACUAAAAUUCAUUAAAUCCUUGAUAGGUUUUUCAGUAUAUUAAGCUGUUCUUUACUGUUAGGAGAACAGCAAGUUGCUCCUUAAUGUAAUGACCAACUACCGGAAGAUUCAAAAAGCCAUAAAGGAGAACAAACCCUUACUCAAUGCAAUGAUCAGCUGCUAAAUAAGCCGAAGAAUUCUAACGGUGAACUUCCUAACGGGAAAUCUUAUGGGCUUCGUAAGAAAGCAGAAAAGGUGUUAAAAAACCGAUUAUGUUGUGUCUCAAGAAGAUAAUGGGAUCGCUUAUGAUGUUGGCAAUGAUUGGCACACGCUAAAAGAAAGCAAAGGACGCAAUUACCGCCAGUGGAACAAAGAAAUAGAAAACAAGUUGUUUGUUUCCUUUGGUAACUCUAUUAAAAAAAAGGAAAGUUUCUGGCCAGAUCAUUUUCAUCAUCAGUGUCGUCUGCGUCUUCAUCGUUGUAGACAAAUUGCAGGAUGUCGUUUACCGCAUCUUGAGCAGAUAUUUUUUGCCGUUUCAUUAUUAUAAUUUAUUACUGAAAUUGCAAUGAAUAUAUAUAAAAACAAUUAGAAAGAGUCACUGUAACAUUGGAAGAGCAUAUGCUUAAUAUUUUUGUGAAGAUUUUGUAUGUAAGAGUCGCCCGAAAAAAACAAAAAUCUUCAAAAAUUUAAUUUCUGACCGGUAAUGACAAACCGUUAAAAUUAGCAACAAUUUUUAUUUAAAUUCUUUUUUUACCAGAAACCGGUUCUAAAUAUAAAAAAAAUAAAAGUCAGGCGGUUUCACAAUGAACGGUGCCCCCCAAAAAUAAUGGCGGCUUUAUAGAAACCAUAUGUGCUGCAACAGCGCGGCAUGGUAUGAAUAGGGUUAAUUUAAGCUUUUUCUUUCUUUCUCGCGUAAUAGGCAUCGAGCAAUUGGGGAUAAAUGUUAUCCCUUCGCAUUUCCCGAGUCAUGAACCAGUCCGGAACGAACUUAAGCAGCAAAGGCGUCAUCCUAAACGCUCCAUCACACAUUUCUUGAGUCCUUAAAUAAUCCGGAACAUACAUGAGUGUCCUGGGCUCUUCUUCAACUGCCCUGAUACACAUUUCCUGAGUCUUGAAAUGGUCUGAAACAUCCGCGAGCAUAUAUGAACUCUUCUCAACCGCUGCAAUGCACAUCUCCUGGGUUAUGAACCGGUCCGGAACAUACUGGAGCAUAUGAGGUUACAGCCAAACGGCAUUGGCACAUAUUUCCUGAAUGUUUGUUCUGAAAUGGUCCGGAACAUAUUCGAGCGCCAUGGCACACAUCUCUUGGGUCUUGAAUUUGUCCGGAACAUACCCGAGCAGCCAUGGGUACUCCUGAACUCCCCAAUUGCACAUCUCUUGGGUCUUGAAAUGAUCUGGAAUGUCCUCGAGCAUAUGCGGGUACAUCCAAACGGCAUUGGCACACAUUUCCUGCGUUUUGAAAUGGUCUGGAACAUAAUGGAGUAAAUGCGGGUACUCCGCAGUUGCUUUGGUACACAUCUCUUGGGUUUUGAAUUUGUCCGGAAUAUCCUCGAGCGCUCGAGGAUAUUCUUGAACCGCCUUGAUACACAUUUCUUGGGUUUUGAAAUGGUCUGGAACAUCCUUAAGCGCUCUGGGAUAUUCUUGAACAGCCCGAGUACACAUUUCCUAGGUUUUUAAAUGGUAAUAAUGAUGUCGACUCAUGUUUAUUAUUAUUAUAUCCCGAGUUCAACUAAAAAAUUCUAGGACAGUAUUCACUUGCGCAAUCUCUAUUUUUGUUGAUGUCAGCAUUAUUCCCGUUAGUCGCUAUUACGCAUGCGUUGGAUUUUAUCGAAUUUCCCGGAAUUGUCGGAUUCGGGGAUAAUCGCUCAAUACCAAUACGAGUAAAGCCUUGACUUUUUUCAAUGAUUAAGCGACUCCAAGAAUCUUCAUCGAAGUAACUUGGUCUUGAACCGGGAUAAUCUUUGUGAUGAAGUUGCCAACUACUGAAAAUGCUUUCAUUUUUCCAAUUUUGUUCCCUGCAUGCUAGACACUCCAAAUUCAUUUGUUAGGUGCUGUAGUUUUUGUUGAUUGAAAGGGGUUGUUUAAACGCUUUAAUCUAGCCGAACCCGGUAGAGAAAUGUCAAGCUCCGAUCAAAAUUUACGGAUUUGAAAAUAAGUAUGAAAUCGAUGUAUUGCACGAACCAUGGGUAAUUCAGCGUUUAGAUGUUGCAUUGAAAUACCGCAGGCAGAUGUAGCACAGUAAUCAGCAAAAUUAAGUUGAGUUGACCAGAGACUGAAAGGGUGGCUAUUCCAUUCCGUCACUAGCGAGCUAGUACCAGAAUGAAAUUCAUAAUCAAUAAAAAUGUCUGGAAAUUUCACCUUCAACGAGGAACCUUGAGCAUCAAUAACGAUGUUCUGCACCGAAAGGUCAUCCCCUUUAAGACGUUCCAAAUAUCUCCCAUGGUUUGGUGCAUACUUUGCGUUCGGGUUGUAUGAGUAAAUAUUCAUCGUUUCUAUUCAUCGUUAAACAUGAAACAAUUGUACAUCGUUGAUAUAGAGAAACCUACGAUUUUCGAUGAUUAUCUUGACCAGGAUACGAGGAUCGCUCUAAAAUCGAUCAGUAUUCGACCUACGUGGCUAAAUAUUUACAGUAAUAAUGAUUUCACCAUUCGGAAGACGGGACCUGAUCAGCGGGUUACUCGAAUCGAGAUUAAUGAACGGUUUGUACAAGAUCGAGGAUCUUGCAGCCAUUAUAAACAAACAAGCUGAAGAAAAGGCUAAGGUUUUUGUGUUGAAAAAUGGACUCUGCAAGCUCCGUAUAAAUGAUGGAUAUGCAGUUGUGAUUCACAGGGCACUGCAAGAGCUCAUGGGCAUACCCUACGACCCUAGUAAAAAGUACUAUACGAAGGGCGACUAUAAUUCAUGGUACAAGACUGACGUUUACCAAAGAUUACGACUUGUUUGCCUUCAGUUAGAUGAGGAUGAUUGCCUACUUGAUGGGAAGAAAUCAAAAAUUCUUGCUUUGCUCCCCACUAAAGAAUUGAAUAAUUGGGGAGACAUGCUUACAUGGAAUUUCGAGACUCCGAUCUACUUCCCCUUAAAAGAGUCGACGGAUCGAUUUGAGCUCAUGCUAACGGACGAAUAUUAUCAUGACAAAAACGUUUUGUUCACAGGGAUUACGAUGCAUUUGCUCAUAGAAUAAAUGGCUGAUAUAACUAAAUUAUAUCCAAAUUUACCAAGUGUGCCAGAGGAUGUGCAUACUAUGCAGGAUGAAAGUCAGGUCUAUAGAUUAAAAAAGAUUGAGGAAAUCGAACAGUAUCUACGUAAGGAGAUCAAGGAACGGGAUGGACUUGCAAAAAAGUUCAAGAUCCAUGGCACCUGGGUUUGCUAUUGUGAUCACGGACUGCUCAGCGUAAGCGUUAUUACGUUAUUAAGCGUGCCUUAGCAACAGGAUUGGGUGCUCCUCAAUGCAUUCUAUGGUAGGAAUCACAAUAGCGAUGGGGCUUGGGCAAGCUGGCCUGAAAAAUGCUUCAAAAAGGUUAAGCGUUUAAUCACAAAAACAUGAAAGUAUUAGACUACUGGCUGAAUCAAGAUUGAAUUCUGUCGUUGAUUUUAUAUCAAAGGCAAUCGAAAAUGGGAUUAUCAGCGAUUAUGAAUUCAGCUUAAUUAUGCAAGAGAAGCAACGUUAUAUGGUGCUAAAGGAGCAAAUACGACAACGAGUUAAACGUAUCAUUAUUACCAUUAAUGAACAAGAGCGUGCUCAGUAUUGAAAAAGGAAGGCAAGAAGGAAAAGAUGAACUUCUAAAAAAAAUUCAAUCUGUACAGUAUGCCAACGGUACUUAGAUUCCCCGCCUGCCUAUAGUCUGAUAUAAGUUUUAUAGGAAAGUCUCCCUACAAAACUACAUGCGUGUUAAUCGUAACCGAUCACCUCACCAGUGUCAGUAUCAAUUUUGUAUACCUUCAUCAUGUAUGAUACGUCGCGAUUUUUUAGCGAGAUCUUGCAAAUAUUGUUUAAGAUUUUUCUCGUAUGCAAUUUUAACACAAGGUUUGCAAUAAGGGCCGUCUGUUUGCGUUAAAGCGUUCUUGUACUUAACUUUGCGGAUUGCCUCAACAAGCUCGGCCUUUUUCAUUGUAGAAAAACGAGGAACCUGCAAUGAUUUUGCUUCUUUUCGAAGUGCGUUCAUGUUUGUUUAUAUGGUUGGCUUCAACCAUAUAAACAUUUACGCGCAGGCAAGACGCGAAGCUGUAAUGUAAACUACAACUCAGUGAAGCUCUCAUCAUCAGAGUCACUAAGAUAGCAAGCGCCAUACUUAUCAAUCUCUUUGUAUUUACACUCUUUCAAGUAGGUUUGUACGUAAUAGUUGCACCCUUGUUUGUAAAUGCUCCUUAUUUUUAUGAUGGCUGUACACUCACAACCUCCCUGCGGUAUUUUUUCUUAUGGAAAUUGGUUCUAAGUUCACCCUCCCACUCCUUGAGUUUAAGGUUGAUGUAACGAUCUUUCUUCACACUGAUGUUGGUGAAGCAAUGCAUCUCCACUGUUUCCAAGACCUCCUAGUAUUUUUCUAACCAUUCAGGAUCACAAAGAUCAAACGACAUCGUGAACGCUGAAUUUUCACUGUAUUGAGAGACACCCUUAGAGUAGAUUCUUUUAGGGUUUUUAUCAAUAACGGUGAUAGGUUGCCGUCUUGGUUAUAUCCAAUCACGAAUCGUUCAUCCUUGCCUUUGUUUGCUGGAACAGAAUUACUUAGCACAAGGUUAUUAAUUUUCACAUCUUCGAUAUUUAGUGGUGUUGCGUUAGUGUAAAAUUCUUUUGACUUAACGGUUUUGUCUCCAAAUUUCAACAUCUUUUUAUUUAAGGAUUUUAAAAUCUCAACCAGCAUCUGGUCAUGAGCUUCGCUUUACAACAGACCUAAAAUAACAUGCGCAGCUGCCUCCAUUGUAUGUAAUAUAUUCUUGAUAGCAAUACCAACAUAGUAUUUUACCUUGCACCACAAGUCUCCGUCCACACUUGCAUCUAUCAUACUCGUCAAGUAUGCAUUCACAGUCAUCGCACUGUUCUUUCAUCGUUUUAUUUUAUGUAUUAUAAAUCACGGACACUCGAUCCCGAACACGAGCAAAGGGAAGGGGAUGUGCUUCUACGACUCUCGCGCACAUGUCUUGCGUCUUGAACCGAUCUGGAACAUACUCGAACAACCAAGGUUCGUCUUCAACGACUCUCAUGCACAUUUCCUGAGUCAUGAAUUGAUCCGGGACAUACUUGAACAACCAAUGAUCCUCUUCAUCGACUCUCGCGCCCAUGUCUUGCGUCUUAAAUCAAUCCGGGAUAUAAGCCAGGAGAAGGGGAUUCGCUUCCACGACUCUGGUGCAUAUGUCUUGCGUCUUGAACCGAUCUGGAACAUACUCGAACAAUCAAGGUUCGUCUUCAACGGCUCUCGUGCGCAUUUCCUAAGCCAUGAAAUCAUCUGGAACAUAUUUGAGUGCCGAGGGGUACCUUUCAACCACCCAAUUGCACAUUUCUUGCGUCUUGAGAGGCUCUGGAACAUAUUGAAACCAACUCACUUCUCUUUAUUAUAAGUGCAUUCGAACCUUGAAAACAGCGGUCGUGGCUUGAGUAGGGAAUUUCCCUUUCUACUCAAGUUGAGCACGAUGACAUGCAUGAGUGAACGAGGUCGGUGUCUUUUUACUCAUUUGAGAUAUGAUAAAUCUGUGAAGUAGUAGUAGUAGGGAGUGAUUAUAAUCAGGUUUUCGCUCCUUCCACACCUUUACCCCCAAAAACCCUGCUUUCACCAUUUCCACCACCACCUCAAUCCCAAAACAAGUAAAAAACUAAAUCAUAUGCUUAUAAUAACACAAAACAAUAUGAAUAUGCCAAUAACCAACACAUAAUAAUAUAUACCAGAAAUACAUGACGUCAUCUGCCAAUAAUCAACACAAAAUAAUAAAUACAUUAAAUACUAACAUAUAAUAAUAUAAACGAAAUCAUAUGACGUCAUACGCAAUAGCAUAUACUCAUAUUAUACAGAAUAUACACGAAGACUUUAAAAAUAAAAUGACUGAGUAUUGUGAUGAAUGUGGAAUUGAUCUCGAUAAAUAUGAUAGAUGCAAGUGUGGACGGAGGUUAAUUAUAUGCGGGAAAAUGCUGUGUUGGCAGCAUUACAUGAUGUUUAUCACGUAUAAUGGUGGAUGCUGUCCUUGUAAAAAACCUUAGUUAGAGUCUAAUUUUCAUAAAUAAACAGGAUGUUUUUUUAUGGAAAUAAUAUUGAAACAGGCGACUUCUAUAACAAUUUAACUGCAUUUAACAUCCUCGAUAUAAAGAUCGAAAACAUUGUACUUAGCGAUCCAAUACAACCCAAUAAGGGCAAGGAAGCUAGAUUUGUGAUAGGUUACAAAAAUGAUAAUAGAAUUACCGCCCUACUAAUCAGAACACCAGGGGGGGUAUAUAGCAAUAGAGCAUCCCGCUAUGAUGAUAGUUCCUCGCUUACGAUGUCAUUUAACUUACACAAUCAUCCUGAAUGGCUUGAAAGGUAUCAGAGUAUACUCACCAAGAUAGAGAAACUGUACGGUAGUGAAUUCACUACCCCACCGGUUAAAACAGGCUAUGUUAGUACCAAAGUAAAGGAAUGGAAUAGGGAGAUUAAUACUGAUUUUCAUGAUCAAUCAGUACCACUAUCAAGUAUCUAUCGGCAAGGGAAUAAGAACUAUCUGCAGGUUAUGCUAGAAGAGUGUAAGUAUAAACCAGUGCAACAAUCCAGGACACAACACCUUGAUUCAAUUGAAGAGGAACCAUUCGUUGUAGUCUAAUAAACAUGAAUGAACUUAAAAAAGAAGCUAAGCAAUUGGGCAUUCGUGGUUACUCAACCCUCAAGAAGGGUAAAAUUAUAGCCUCAAUUAACAAGAUAAAAUAUAGAGAUAUUGCAACGCAAACCGAUGGUCCAUAUUGCAAGCGUUGCUCGGAUAUCGCGGCUAUGAAAAUACUCGAUGAGUACAUAAGAGGCCUCAAAGCGAGACGGAAAAGAACAAUAAUUUAUGACGGAGAUUUCAUGGUUGACGCUAGUACAGGUGAAGUUGUGGGUGUCAUUUAAUGUUUUGUACAAAACAUUGAAAUUAUGAAUAUUCAGGUGGUGCCUCUAGGUACCGUUGGCAUAAUUCACAGACUGUAUUCUUUUAAGAAGCUCAUUUUUACCUUCUUCACGACCUUGCGCGACUAAUUGCUGCCUUUCUUGUUCAUUAAUCGUCUCCACAAUUUUUUUAGUACGCUGACGGAUUUGUUCUUUCAAUAGGAGAUAUUUUUGCUUCUCUUGCAUUAUCAGGCUAAAUUCAUAGUCACUUAUCACUCCAUUCUCAAUAGUCCUUGAUAUCAAAUCAACUAUUGAAUUCAACUUAGUCUCUGCAAGAAGUCUUAUUGAGUCGUGUUUCUUACGUUUAUAAUUCAGUUUCUUCCCACCUUGUUUUAAUGCUGUUUGUCCUAAUCCAACGGCUAUGCUGAUCCCUCCCAUCGCGACGGCUAGAGGAACUCCGAUGCCGCUGAGCAUACUAGCGAUACCUACGCCUGAUGUUUUCACGCUUAUUGCGAGUAAUCCAUGAUCCAUGUAGUGUACCCAAGUCCCAUGCAUUCCAAACUUUUUCGACAGCUUUUCACGUUGUUUAACUUUAUUUCGUAGGUAUAUUUCGAUCUCUUCGAUUUUCUUCAGCCGAUAGACCUGACUUUCGUUAUUCUCUUGCUCAGGCGCACUUGGUGGUAAGCUCGGAUGAAGCUUUGUAAUAUCUGUCAUUUAUUGUAUCAGAAUAUGCAUGGUUAUAACUACGAAUAAAACUUUCUUAUCCUCGUGAUACUCGUCAGUCAACAUGAAUUCCAACAUAUCCGUGGAUCCCUUUAAUUUAAUAUAUACAGGGUUAUCAAAACUCCAUGUAAGCAUAUCUCCCCAAUUAGUUAACUCUUUGGUCGGUAGGAUGGCAAAAAUUUUAGAUUUUCCUCCGUCAAGAAGACAACUUUCUUCAUCGAGUUGGUGGCAAGUGAGUCUAAGCCUCUGGUAUACAUCAGUCUUGUAUAAGCUAUCGUGAUCGCCUUAAGUGAACAUUGACUUAGUAUCAAAAUUAUAUCCCAUAAGAUCCGUCAAUGUUUUAUCGACUAUCGCAACAUAUCCCUUACUUAUUCUGAUUUUACAUACUCCGUUCCUGAACAAACGAAAAGUUUGAUCCUUCCUCCCGCAUGCUCGUUGACUAUAACAGCGAUAUCUUCUAUUUUAUAUAGGCCUUUCUCGAUUUUGAUGAGUGUUUCAAAAUCCCCAACGGUAAAAUCUCCAUCAUUGGUCGAUCCGGGUGUCGCUUUGUAAAUCUUUAAAUCGUUAUUCUUUUCGAAAAGAUUCAACCACGUAGGCCUGAUACUGAUGGAUUUCAAAGCGAUUCUCGUGUCCUUCCCUAGGUAGUCCUCAAAUAUCGUAGGCUUCUCUCUAUUUGUGACAUAUACUUGCUUCAUCUUUUCUUACUUUAAAGAAAAGAUGAAUAUUUAUAGCUAUAAUCCUACAGCAAAGUACAAGUCUAACAGAGGCUCGUGGCCUCUCGGUAUAACUAACUUGGAGCAUCAGGAGUUAUACGUGUCUAGGACUCAACACAUUUCCGUAGCCUUUCCGCAAUUUACCAAAUACCCCAUCAAAGUCCCCACUAACCUGUUGAACGAUCCUGUAAAUCUAAAUUGGAAAGGGCGAGCCUUGGACUAUUGGAACAUCCAGGUGAAUGUUGCUUGCCAUUGCGCGACAACGGCGUUGGGGAUCUCUGCCAAGCAUAUGAGUGGCUCCGUACCCAUCGUUAACUCAAUCUUUAAAUUUCACGUAUAUUACUACAUGAGACGUAUCCUAGCGAGAAUGAAGGUAUCUAUGCCAUACGAAGGAGACUUUUCCCAGUACGAGAACUCCUAUUCCACCUCGGGAUAUACUCGAGUAUGUCGUGAGUAUGGUGCGAAUCCAAACGACUUGUACAAGUUCAAAGCUCUGGUGUCGUCACUCACCAACGGCCGUUGGUGGCCGCAGGUUGAUGGGGAUUGGGCCAAGUUAUUCAUCCCCACUAGCCAGGGUCUGACAUCGGAGGGCCUGACAAAAUUGAGCGAAAGUAUACGCGUUUACGUAAUCUUGCUACUAGGAUCCCAAGCGACUUCCAAGGCCUCAAUCCUAGGCUCUAAAGCCGAUAACUUCACGGCUAGACAGAUCCUCCUGCAAAAGUUCGAGGCCAUGGUUCAACGUGACGAGAACGUAGGUCAAGACAUCACUGAGUUUCAAAAGGUGCUCCAGUAUGCACGGACUCCAGUAAACUUCGCCGUGAUGUCCAGCGUGUAUAUGCUUCCCUCCAACAUGGACCUCCGCAUUGGAAAGAUUGUGGGAUAUAACAGCAACAUUCUAAUCGCGCCCUCUGACAUAGGUGUCGGUGUGAAACUAGACCUGAAUACCAAAGCUGUCAAGCAUGAGGCAUCCUUCACAACACCUCCUAGGCAACAUAUCAAGAAAACCACGCCUGAUACCAAGGAAGCUGCUGUUCAUGAGGAAGCUAAGGGCAUCGUUAUCACCGUGGGAGUAUAUAUAUAUAUGGAUGAAGAAAUAGGUCUAAUGUGUUUUAUCAACAUACUUCAUCGAUUCUUAUUCCUCCUUUUACUCACAUAAGCCACCACGAUACCUACAGCACCUGCUAUGGCCAUGUACAGAUGUCUCGCCAUAAAUUCCACGACUUUAGCGGCUACCCGGAAGAAGAAUGAUACGAUCGUACCAAUUAUCCCCGGCAGAGCAGCACCUGCCUUCCCUGCUAGAUAUUUAAGGAAUUUUUCCAAUCUCUCCAGCUGUUUUUGAACAAACCCUUUGCUACCACCACUUCCUCCUGUACUUCCUACGGUGCUUGUGCUUCCUCCAGUGACAGCGAGCACGAUCGUGGAUAUUAAUAAGCCCACAGCUGAGAAAAUGUUGGCAAUUGUUAUACCCUGCUCUUUGAACAAAAUGGUCAAUUUCUCCCGCAAGGAUGUAUCAUCUCCGCGAUUUUAAACAAUGUCUCUUUGAUGUGUAGCAGCUGGCUCUGAGUGUCGGAUCAUAGUAAACCAUGCGCUUUUGCCGUUGCCUCCUUUUGAUCACGUAGUCGUUCCAAGUCUUCAUUGGCCUUGGCUAUAUCCCUGUCCCAGAUAGCUAGCUGUUCUGCGGAUGCCCCGGGUGUGGUCUUCUUACUCUCGAGCUCUUUCGCCUUGGCUUCUGCUUUGUCAAUCUCACUGUCGUAGAAGACCAUCUUGCCCUUUAAGUGCGUGAAGUUACCACGUAACGUUUGAAGCUCGCGGUUUAACCCUCUUCUUUCACGCUCUGUGAUAUCCCCGCCAAAGGAAAUAUCCGUGUCAUCGAGCACGUUUUCGAGUAGCGGCAGCAUCUCGAUGUCAUUAGCCUUUUCAUUGACAUUAUCCAAUUCGUUAACUAGUUGCUGAGCCAUUGCUUUGCCUUUGUUUGGUGUUGUGGCAUUGGUAAACCCUAUGGCCUUACGCCCAACACCGUCUGUAUCACGCCAACAGUUUUAAAUGUACCAUCCUUAUUUGUAAGCGCUAUGUCCUUGUCUAUACCUUUGUAGAUGAGCUGAUUACUUUGUAGUUCGAACCUGUCGUAAUGCUUAGCGUUAUGCUGCUGCUCCCGCCCAUCACUUAGGUGUUUGUGAGUCGACCUUUUCUUUGACCACCUGCCACCUAUGAUCCUCUAGGCUAUCGCCUGUAACUGCACUACCAGCCACUGACUGCUCUUCUGUAGCGGAGCUGGGCCCCUGAGUAUCCUCGCGUCGAAGGAUCUCACUCUCGCUACUCGUCUGGAAUAUCCUUCUCAUCCGUAAAAUCAUCAUAUCCCGGAUUAUCAGCCAUUUAUUUCAAUCACCAGCCUACCUAAAUAAAUGAAUGUUUUUGGAAGACUAAACCCUUAUCAGGAAGUCAAGACUAUACUCGCUGUCAAAGGCAAAAGGCAGCGGGUUAAAGUGAGUCAUGUACCGUCCACGAUUGGCCAGAAUGAGGAUCUCUAUGUGGAAAUACCAAACAUGGGUCGAGACGAUGUUAUACUUCCUGGGAGUAUCCGGCUACUCUUUGAUAUGGAGCUGACCGGCACGAAUACCAAGUGUACUAUUGUUAGCAACAUCGGAAAAGCCCUUGUGAGGGACCUUCGUAUUACGCUGAAUGGGAAUGAGGUCCAGCAUAUUGCGGAUUAUAAUGUAUUCAGUGUCUACCGUGAUCUCUGGAUUUCGAAAUUUAAUAGGGAGAACAAUCUGAUUUUGGAAGGAAUCAAUCCAAUCGCGGUUUACAGAUAAAAGCGUCUGACCAUGUAGGAACAAAUGAGGAGCGUGCUAUAGCCGCGGCGUACGAAAACACCUUUUGUAUUCCGUUGGGGAAAAUGUUCGAGUCGACAGGAGAUCUCCCGCUUUAUCAACAUGGACUCCACGAUAGGCUACAGUUCGUUCUACAUUUCGCUUCAUACGAUCAAGUCAUUAAGGAUGCCGGUACACCAGCGUCUGGAUCCACAGCAGCCAAAGCAGCUGACGCUACAUACAAAAUCUCUAACAUUUCGCUCGAGUUUGAAAAAUUAGUAAAUGAGGAUCUGGCGAGCGCUAUGAUGUCGCGAUACAGCCGCCUCGCCCUACCAUACGAACGAGUAUUGGGGAGUAAAGUGGUGACUAUGAAGAAAAGUGAUACAUCCUACAAUCUCCAAGUCGAUACCCCUGCUAAAUCCUUGGUGGGUAUAUUACUACUAUUCGUCGAUCCUGGAGUAUCCAAGGCUUAUGCGGGUGUCAAUGAGCAAUUCUAGAAUCCCAAGAUCGAGAAGAUUUCUGUCACGGUGAAAGGUGAGCCCAAUGAGCUCUAUUCACAUGCAAUUUUUCACCGAGCGCUAUGCGCUAUUCAUUGAUUUCAGAGCAACACCUGAUCGGGGCCUACAUGGUAGUGGGCGGCCUCUGCAAAGGUUAUCGGACGGUAUAACCCUGCACAUGACAAAAAAGCGGAUGGUAAUGGAGAUAUUAGGUGCUACGUCUUCCUUAUCCAAGACGCGCAAUUAAACAUCCUGGAUGGCAGGUUCCACAGUGUAGACUAUUAAGGGAUCAAAAUUUGAUUUUGUAGACCCAAGGCCUACAAAAUAAAUGGCAACUGUAGCAGCUCUUGCUGGAGGAGCGCUGAUCAAUGCUUUGGCUUUCAGUGGGUCAAAUUAUAUCUUCAUUAAAUUGUCAGGGCAUGGUGAGGAAGAGCGCAAAAGACACGAUAAAGCUAUCGAACAACUUCAAACUGCACAAGCUCAGUGGGUGCGCAAUAGACAGGAAAAGAUCGAUUGGUACAAUAAGAGAAGGGAGGAACAAAGGCAAGCUGGGAAGAGUCUCAAGGAGCUCGACGAAAAUAUGAGACAGUACCAUAUCGCGACGAUCGAAAAAGCUCCCAAACUCUCCAAUUUUUACACGCCGAGCAAACAGCAACAAGAUGGUGAAAUAUCCUUUAUUCUCGGGUCCCUAGCUCUCCUCGGCUUCGUGGCGUACAAAUGGCUGUAAUUGUUUUCGAUAUGUAAUAAACAUGUCGAAAGCAAAGCAUAUUGUUACAACCGAUGAGGCUGAAAAACUAAUUCAUAUAUAUUACCAAACCGAACAUCUCUGGACUGGACGAAAAGCCAUUAAAAUACUUGUUGAAAACUCUGGUUUUUCCAAAAAGAAAGUCAUACAUUGGCUUAGUCGUCAGUUGCUCUGGCUUAGGCAUAUCAAAGGCCCGAAAAAGAUCAACUACCCACAUUUCACCGUUACGAAACCCAACGAAAUGCAUCAAUUCGAUUUGCUCUAUAUGCCCCAUGAUACAGUGUAUGGAAAUACAUACAAAUACAUUUUGACGGGUAUUGACGUUGCCUCGAGGUAUAAGGUCGCGAGGCCCCUCAGAACCAAAAAGGCUUAUGAGAUCGCGGAGAUGCUCAAGGACAUAUACAAAGCGGGACCUCUCCGAUACACAAAGAUUUUUCAACGUGACCAAGGUAGCGAAUUCAAAUCAGAUGUGAAUACCAUGUUAGAAGCCAAAGGUGUUGAGAUAAAGCGUGUUACUACUAAGUAUCACCACGCGUUCACGGCGUUCGUGGAAAGCUACAACAAAGUGUUUGCCGAAAAGCUAUUUAAGCCUCAAGACGCGCAGGAGCUGGUCAGUGGCGAACAGAGUAGUACAUGGGUCAAGCACUUGUACAAUAUUGUGGAAAGCAUAAACAAUACUAAAACUACCAUGAUUGGUAUGAAGCCAAGCAAGGCCAUUAAGCUUGAUGACGUACACUUGCGAAAAAUGAGAAGCACACGGAGGAAAAGAUUCUACCUGAAGACGGGCUCUAUUUGUACUUGCUACAACCUGGGGGAGAACAUGGGGAUCAAAAAAGACGCGCCACUGACGCCCGGUGGAGCAAGAAAACGUACAGGCUGGAUCGUAUCGUGACAGGUACGAGGUUGUUAUACUAUUUGGCAGAUGGACCUGAUCGAUCUUUCGUAUCAGAGGAAUUAAUGCUAAUACCAGAGGAUGUAGAACUACCUCCCGAGCAUGUGAAAGAUUGGUAAUAUUUCUCGAUUUUGUGUGUUCAUAACACACAAAACCACGCGUCUCUAAUCUUCUAAUGCCGGAUCACCCAGGUCAUAGAGAUUGUCUCGAGUAAGAUCAAUGAGCCUGAAGUGACAUAUAUAGCGCUCCAUAUGUUCUUCCUCUUCGAACCGAUUAAAUGCAUGCAUGACCUAUCUCCUCAGACUCAGGAUAUUGAGCCCUGAUCCAUCGUCUUUUCUUUAAAAUACCACGUCUUUGAACGCGUGCGCAGUAAUACAGAAGAUGGUGUUACUUAUCGUCUUCCGGUGUUGUAUGUUUGCAAAAAAUCAUAAUUACAUUAUCCUUGCCCGCAUCAUUGGCAUGUGGCACGUAUCUCUGACGGAGGCCCGCAAUUUCUAAUGUUCUUAGGUCGAGUUGGUUCUUCCUUUCCUGGAGGUCAUCGUUAAGCAUCGCCAUAGCCAUAUCCCUCUCCUUGAUGGUUUCCUCUAAUUUUGAAAUACCCUUUAGCGCUAUCCAUUUCAUGACCUCAAAUGCCUUUGGUUUUCUUGAACGCGCAAAAAUCUCAAGAGCAGCAUCCAAUGUUAUGAAAACAUCAUGAGGAUUUUUAGUUUUUCCAAGGGGUUGAAACCAACCCUAUUUCAUUACGUGAAAUGAUUGGAAUAUCUCGAUACGACUCUGCAAUAUUAGCAAUCCCCAAAAUCUCCACAGAUCAGCACUUUAAACAUGGGUUUACCUUGAUCAUCGAAUAGAAUUUUAAUAGCUCCAGCAGGUAAUGUGGUGUUAAAUAAGGUAAGUGACAUUUUAUUUUAAAUAAUGGUUCCAACCAGGGUCCAGAUCAUUAGGACGGUUGACAUUAAUAUAGCAAAAUGAUUAAUAUUCCUGUGGAUCCUUUCUCUCUCCAGAACAUCUCUUAGCUCUUCGUCAGGAGCCUCUAAUUGAGAUUCAAGGUAGGGUAUUCUGUCCAUCUCCUCAUGACAGGCUUUCAGCUGAUUUUCUAAGGUUCUGAUGUAUGACAUGUUUAUUUAUUCCAAUAUACUCCAAUUUCUAGGGUGCUCGA